This is a messenger RNA of Schistocerca americana (American grasshopper), 6216 nucleotides long. RefSeq lists its product as uncharacterized. Bases 149 to 1573 code for a protein of 474 amino acids. The record is from RefSeq and is a predicted model, not a curated record. NCBI's taxonomy places the organism in Eukaryota, Metazoa, Arthropoda, Insecta, Orthoptera, Acrididae. The transcript has 10 exons.
UCUUGUUUAUAAACACCUGUGUUAUUGUUUGAUAACAAAUCGUUCUCAAUAUCCGAAUGGCAGUGUGGCAGUUGUGGAGGGCGGUAUGAUCUCAGAAGUUUGACGUAAUUGUCGUCAUGUGUUACACAGUGAAACAGUGAAGAAGACAAUGAAUGGAAAUUUUUUGCCACAUUCUGAAGGCAAGCGAAAGAAGCGUCAUGACCAUAAGCAGUGUGUUUAUCUGGAAGAAUGGCUAGAGAAGUCUAGUCAACAAGUUCAUACGGCGAGGCCACAUUAUGGGGGCAGAGAUGAUGCCAGCCCUUCAGGUUACUGGCCACCACCACCAUCUUCUCGACGCCUAUUUGCUGCUCUCUCAGAUCCUGCCGUGUGUCGCUACUCUGCUGUCCCAAUGGGCUAUUCUCUGGAGCCUGUACUCUGUCAGGUUUACCAGCCACCACCUCCAUACCACCCAAUACAAGUGCAACACUGCAGCUACCCUGCCAGGUGCCAAAGACAACGUCCACGGAAGCAGAAUAUUGCAAGUCAAGCUAAAAUGCCAGCCACAGCUUCGCCAGCCGAUCCAGGACAAGAAUUUGCCAGUCUUCCACCGGCUGCACAAUCCAUGAAUGUUCCAGAGGCAACACAGCGGAGGUUCAGUGACCCUGGCCUUGGCCCUGCAGUUGCAAGCAGUGAAGAUGAGAGUGGCAGUGAAGAUGCUGGUGCUUCUGCUGUUAUUGGCCCCAGUGUUCCUGAGCAGAUUGCUUCUCUUCAUAACAUGAUGAAGACUAUGUCACGAGAGUUGCAGGAGCUACGCACAGAACUUGAAACUUUAAAGUUGCAGACUGCUACGUGGAGGAAUGUAUCUCGAAGUUAUGAACCAGGGAUGCUUUCAGAACUGGUUCGUGAGGUGCGUGAUGCUGCUAGAAUGCGAGAAGAUGCACUGAUGGCUAGAGUUUGUAACAUGCUGAGUGCCUCUGACAAACUGAAAUGGAGCAACUCUACUCCACAGCUCUCUGAUCCAGUGAAUGGCCCAUCUGCACCUUCAUCAAUGUCAGCUUGUUUAGGAAUUUCACAAGGUUCAAGGGAAAUUGAGGAACUGAAGGCUCAACUAAAGGAAGCUCUUGUGGAUAAAAAACACACAGAAGAAAGACUGUUGAAGGUUGAAGCUCAAUUACAAAACUUGCGGCUGAAAGAUAAUGUUUGUGACGAAACCCAAGUUGUCCUGGAAGGGAACACUGGAAUGGGUGAUAGUGGACGUGAUAGGGUCCUUAGGCAAGAACUACAGCAACUCAAAUGUGAUAAAUUCAAAUUAACAUGUGAACUUGAAGAAGCUUUGGCUACACGUAAAACUGCAGAAGAAAACGCUGAAAAAAUGGAACGACUUGUUGAUGUUCUUCGAAAGAAGAUAAACGGUGUAGUUCAAGAAGAGAAACAGCAACAAAUCUUGCAAGAAGUGACCCUAAUGGAACAGAGUCCAAGUUCCUUGGAGAAUACCAGUGAGUCACUUGUUAGUGUUGGAAGUAGCUCAACUGGUCGUUCUUCUUCUCUACAGUCACCACAGGUGACAAUGUCAGGUCCAGUAACUGAUCUGUAGCAAGAGAGUGCCUCCUUGCCAUUCCUAAUUUGGGGAAUCAUAGUACUCCUUCAGCUUGAGUCUCCAAGAUGUUGAAAUGUGGAAUUUGUUUAGCCAUACCAUGACUACAUCAAUAUUUUAUAUAAGCAUCAGACAUCUUAACAAGAAGGAUGAAGAUAUCUCAGGCUAUGUAUUACCUUUUUGCAGAAAAUCAGUGUACAUCCACCUCAAAUUUACAGGAGAGUGAAAUAAGAAAUCAGUAUUUUUGCUAAUUUGGAACAUGACAUCACAUUCUUAGAUAUUGACAUGAUUUACACAAGGUAUUAUAUUUUGAUAUGAUUUAGCAAAGACAGUGUUAUGAGCAGCAAUAAAUACUCAUAAUUUACAUCAUACAAGCGUAAAUGAAUACUAGAAAGUUUUUUGGUACAUACGGAGUGACACAUUUUGUGACUGUGUUAUAUAUUUAUAUGACUGUUUUUAUAGGGACAGUAAUUCAUAUAUUAAAUAAUAGAGAGAAACAGAAUUCAGAUAAAACAUUUUAUAAAGCCAUGUGAGUAUGAAAUGUGAACAUAUUCGUGUAAUUUGUCCCCGUCUGCUAUUUCAUUACUGGGUGUGCUAUGUACUCAAACACAAAAUACUCUUUUCCUUUUCUGAAACUAAUGUAUAUUUUGAAGUCUUUAUGUCAUAGCACUCAUCAGAUUUUAGUUCAUAUCAAAUAGCAAACUGAAGUUGGACAAAGAGAAAAAUUGUUUUAUACAAAUAUUUCACAUUGCAUAUUGACUCUACAUUAUUACAUUUUCUUCUAUGGGUUACACAUAGCCUUUUUAUUUGGUUUUGUUCAUAAUUCAGGUACCCAUAGCAAAAAUUAGUGUCUACUUCAAGUACACAAUGAACAGUUCACUGAUUACCGUACAGAUAAGAAGAGCUUACAAAUCCCAUUAUAUGUGUGUGAAUGCACUUCAAAGGUUUUCUCUUUCUUUUACUGUAUCUGUAGUUAUUAAGUGUUAACUUUGUGCCAAUUAGAGAGAUUUUUCUGCAAUUUAUAUAGGUGAAAACACAUUUUGCUCAUCAUUAUAUUUAAUUAAUAUAUUAUUUCAUAGUUAAAUUUUGUGCUCAUGAUGCUGUAUUACAACAUAUAAAUUGAGUUAUUUUGGAUAUAAGUAAUAUUAUCUCCUCCCUCUUUCUCCACUAGUCUGCCCCUCUCUUCCUCACAAAAAACACAUGUACAACUACUUUAUUUUAAUUAAACAAUACCGCUGCAGUCCCACAACAGUGAAUGUUGAAUGAGAUGGUUCUGAAUGUGAAGCUUCUGCAUACAGAUAUUUUUCUGACAAUUUAAGUUAAAUGUUUAAUGCCAUAUAAAGUAAUGAAAUACUUCCUAUUUGAAACCAAGAUGUUUAUUUCCUGUUGUUGCCCAAUGUUUGACAUUUCUUUUUUGCUUCAAUGGUAAAGAAUGGAAUUGUGUGUCAAGGACAUUGUACUAUUAUUGUAGCUGUGAUUUUUGCCCUGUUAUUAUGCUGAGCUAUCCUUGAAGGAAAUUUGCGGCAUCAUUGCUGCUAAUAAUGCCACAUUAACUAUAGGUGAUAUUUAUGUGUGGUAAUUAAUUGAUUAUAAAUUUGAACUUAUAAUUUUGCAGGUCUUAAUUUUUAUUUAUAAAUUUUUUGUCAUUGUGCCAUCAUACUAAUUGAGUACAUUUUGAAUUUUCACAAAUGUAAAUACUUACUACACUGUAGACCGAAAUGUAUGUUGCUAUUCUUCAUUUUAGGGACUGUAGUUUGAAGCACUAUUUUCGGUAAUAUUGAAAAAAUUAGCACAGGAUCAAAAUAUAUGUUUUUUAUGUGUAGUACAUAGUAAGUAUAAACGCAGAAAUUACCGCACUUACACAUAUGUGGUUUGAAGUGUAGGUUAUGUAUUUGAAAUUAUAUUGGAAUUCUAUUAUUUUAUAUUAAUGAUUUUUUGCUAAGCACAGUUAAUGCCAUAGCAAGUUAAGUUGCAAGCUAAGGAUUAUUUGAGAAAAUGCCACUAAUUUUGAAAUCUUUUGGUUGUAUGUUUAUGUAUCAAAAAUAUUUUCAAAGUUACAAGUGCCUUAUUACUUUAGAGAUGCAUCCAGCAAAACUUGAUGGCUCUAGUUACAUAUCAAGGAAAGCAAUAGUUGGAAUGUUUAUGUUUAAUGAAUUUAUGUAAUGUUUAUAUUAUUAUAAAAUGUAGAUUUUGUGAUAAAUCUCUAUUGAUAAAUGGGCUCUAGUUUGUUGUUAUGGAAAGGCCACAUAGCUAUUUAUACUGAUAGUAUGUUUACAACCUGUUAUACUGUCCAGAGCAAUCAAUGUUUUUGCAUGACUGAAUUAUUUACAUACAUUUCAUAAUGAGUCUUUGAUCCUUUGAUCAGCUUCUAAUAUAACUCCAAGAUUGUGAUAAGAGAAAGCUGUUCUCCCAAAAAACUGUUUGCUUUCCACUUGUGAGAAUAUAUGUGUUGAGUCAAGUGUAAUAUGAUAGAGAAAUAAAUGUUUUACAGAGCUUACACAGUUUCAGGCAGGACAGAUUACCAGUAGUCUUGAUGAGGUGAACAGAAGACAUGGAGAAAAUGAUAGCUAUUUUGAACAUCAAAUAAAUCAAUCUCUUUCAGAAAAUGGAAAGGCUGGUUUGUAUUUAAUUUUACAAAUUGUGUGUAGAUGGCAGUGUGCGUAACGACAUCAGAAUUCAGCACAGCAUAGGAAAAACCUUUGAUGAAAUGUUUCCAUAGUCUAAGAACAAUUCCUCUUGGAUGUAAUACAAUACUGGUACACCCUUUCUGUACUACAAAUUAGUAGCACAUUCUGAAUUUUGAAAUAAUAUCCAUAGUUACAGAAGGAAUAUGUUUAAAUAAAUGUUUGCCAAAAAUACUAUUUUCAUAUUAUAUUGAAAGAGAAUUUAGAAAAUAAUACCAUUAAUAAGAGAUUAUAAGGAUUUUCUAUAAGCUAGACAUUAUGAUGUAUUGGCUGUGUAAUUUAAAAUAAUGUACACAUAAUUAUUUUAAUAAUAAAAAUAACUCAUCAUGUGCGUGUUAUUUAAGAAUACAACACUUACCUAUCAUGACAGGACUACAUUGUGAUUUAUUAAUCCUUUCUCACUAAUUAAUUUAAGCAUUAAUUGAGACUGCAGUUACAUGCCUAGUGUCACAUUUAAGUUUAUUUAAGUUAAUGCCAGUAAUGCUGCCUUAUUGGCAAAGUUUAAUUGAUACAAACAAUUUAACUACUGGUAAUUUGUCUUGCCAUCCAGAUACACAUGCCAUCAAAUAAAUUAUGUUGGAAAAUGUGAUGGGAAUGAGUUACAUUUUUUGGGAAUAUUAUUUAUUACUGUUAUUGUUGACAGGUACUGUCCUAGGAAUUAUGUUAAUGUUUUAUGCUACUGAGAAAUGAUGGAGAUAUUUUCAGCAUUUUUCUUGAAAUUUGGCCUGGCACAAAUAUUUGCACAGUUUAUGUAGAAUGUUACCGAGUAAGCAAAUGAGGAUUGAAUUAUGAAGGACAUUAUUUUUUAUUCGAAUACCUUAAUUUGUUGAUAGCCAAUGACGCUGAAACCCGAUUUCAACUUGGAAUGGAGCCUUAAUUGUGAGUGGUUUCUUGUGUGUGCAUUAUGUAAGAAUCUGUUUGGUUUGAUCUUUUAAUUUGCCUAAUUGCUGUAGUUGGAAAGGAGCUGGAUAUAGCUCACAUCAGCAUUAGAAGGCAAUUGUACUUCAGAGUUUUAUGUUAGUGUUCCUAAAAUAACAUUUGUAAGUAGGAAAUGAAUGGUAUUGUCAUUAAAACAUGGACAAUUUUCAGCAAAAGCAUUAUGUUGUCUUUAUAGGCACUAAAAAGGAGUGUAGCACAGAUAAUAGAAAACAUAUUCCGUCCACUUAAAGUUACUAGUUUCUAUCCAUGUCAGAGUCUGAUUGCCGUGUGUGCUUUAAUGUAAAUUUCCAAAAAGUAAAGUUAUGUACAGAUUUGAAAUAUGUUUGUUACAGACUACAGUAUAAGAAAUAUAUGGAAAUAUAAAGUGUUGUGGCAGAUGAUACUUAUCCUCUGAUGGAUGUUAGUUUUCUUGCAGGCUGUGUAAAUGCCAUUUUGUGUGUCACAUUUUGCCUUACUACAACAGUCCACAAAAUUUUCUUUGAGGCUUUUCAUAAUUUAUGUUAGCCUUCAUUUUAACACAGCAUUUUUUUAAAUUAAUGUUGGGUUGUUCAAAUUCGUCUCUGCAUCUUGCUUGAAUUUUCUAAAAUGUUGUCAUUUCACAUCAACUAUUUGUUGUAGAUAAGCUGUUACAUUCGACAUUGAUAUACAGUGAUUUUGGUAUUGAAUGUGAAAAUUGGAACUGAAUGCUUUGUAGAUGAGAUGUGGAAGUCCAAUUUGCUUAAAUUACCUCAUAUAGUAAAUGUUGAAAAAUCGCAAGAGGAUGCCUUACAAUUGUUAGAUCAACUAAGUGUAAACAUUUGCUUCUUUAUAUGCAACAUUUACAUUCCUUAUCAAAUAAUGGUACAGGAAACACAGUGUGUGAGAAGUGAAGGGGAGGAAUCAAGACAUUAGAUAAUGACUUAGUAAUUAGUGCAUGAAAACAGACUAAUGCAUGGAAUACAUGCACUUUUGCCAAUGAAAAAAAAAAAUUGCAGUGGACAAAUCCAGAAUGAAGAACAGACAUCUAAUAUAGAGAAUGUA